Molecule: messenger RNA, 1164 nt
Organism: Ostreobium quekettii
Lineage: Eukaryota; Viridiplantae; Chlorophyta; Ulvophyceae; Bryopsidales; Ostreobiaceae
Source: the annotation of a GenBank genome assembly
AUGGAGCCGACGUCGGGCUCCCUGGAGCGCACCCUGCUGGGCCCGGGGGGCAAGUGGCCGGCCGGCCUGGGCCCCCAGGUCCCCUUCUCCCACCUGCGGGUGCGCCGCUGUCUGCGCUGCGGUGCCUUCGGUGUGGUCUACCGCGCGCUGCUGGAAGGGCGGCCCGUCGCACUCAAGCUGCUGCUGUCGGAGGAGGGCGUGCCCACGGAGCUGUUCAUUCAGGAGGCCGCAGUACUUGCAGCACUCGACCACAGGAGCAUAGUCAGACUUGUUGGCUUGACGGUUGUGCCGGCCGGAGCACAGGGAAUACCUGAAGCUUCUUCAGUUCCCAGGCUGGCAAUUGUUGAGGAUUUCUUUGAGCGGGGAAAUCUGCAAUCACUGAUCCUGAAUCAGAUGGUGUCACCAUUCACAUUAUAUUCCAUGGCGACGGCGUUGGACUUGAUGAUCGACAUUGGCGAGGCGCUCGAGUAUCUGCACAGUCGAUGUCCCACCAUCAUCCAUCGUGACGUCACUCCUGGGAACAUCCUUCUGACCAAGGAGAACAAAAGACUGAAGGCCAAACUUUGCGAUUUUGGGGUUGUUGCGCUCAUAGGAGAGGGCGGUGAGCGCAUGGAAAGGAUGCACACGGGGCUUCAAGGAGAGCUACCCAAGCGCUCGAUUUCACGGGACCUAUGUUCCACCAUCUACCAUGAUGCCCCAUCCACAGCGGACGUGGAAGUGCCGCAACCCGCUCCUUGUGGCCCCAGAAAUGGACAUGUGGUCUCGAUUCCACCAGUGUGGGACAUGACAGGCGAGACGGGAUCGUACUGCCACAUGUCCCCAGAGAAUUUCAGGAGCGAGCCGUACGGAGAAACGGCCGACACCUUCAGCUUCGGCAUGGUGCUCUACGAGUUGUUUGCCAGGGAUUUGGUGGCCUUCUCCGAUGCGAACCCAGACUCGCCCUACUCGGCCAAAGAGUUCGCCUACCGGCUGUCCAAGGGAUACCGGCCCUGCAUGCCCUCGCACAUGCAUCCUGAGGUCGCGAGCGUCAUUCUGAAGUGCUGGAAGGCGGAGCCCUACCUUCGGCCGCGAAUGAGGGACGUCGUCGCUGAGCUGAAGGAAAUUCGGGAGUCCGGGGUGCUCAGGAAGGAGAGGAGGCGCUGCUCACUGAUGUGCUGCUGUUGA